This is a messenger RNA of Symbiodinium sp. CCMP2456, 1363 nucleotides long. The record is from the annotation of a GenBank genome assembly. Lineage: Eukaryota; Dinophyceae; Suessiales; Symbiodiniaceae.
GCCUAGCGUGAAGCAGGAGAACAUGGAUGAUCAUCAGCAAGUGCAAGUCAAGCAAGAGAAAUUCGAGCAGCCUGGGCCGAAGAGGCGUCGAUUGAGCCAGAAGAGUCCGGACCUCUCAGCUCCAUCCUUCGAGUCGCGACUGACAGAGUGGGCCGAGAAAUGCCUAGCAUUUCAAUCCUCUGGCAAGACGUGGCUCCCCACGAAGCCCUGCUGCCCGGCCAGCCCCUUUCUCGGAUUGGCGGCAGCUCCGUGGCAAGGAUGUGUAAGAGGCGAGACAACUUCAUGCGUGCAGCUCCUCGGCAAAGAGCAGUUCAGAGAGUUGCGCGACUUCUACCGCGAGAAUCCACACCAUGCCCUCUUCAAUGACAGCAGUCACCCAAGCAGCGAACGACAGACGGAGACCACCGCUGGAUCCAGGCCACAGGACCACAGGAGCUCCACCGGCAAUCAGCAUCGAGCAGCUGAGUGCAUGAAGAUGUGGCCUUGGAUGCGGGACCUUCCCACGCGAGCUUGGGCCGGCAAUGGCUGGCUACUCGUGGAGGACGGCAUGAUGAAGCUCUCCCCGACCGGAGGGGGCUCCGCCAUGCAGGGCCUGGAGAUCUUCGAGUCCAUGGGCUCCGUCCCGGAACCCGACGAGCCAUCCAGCAGAGCCGAGCCCAGAGCCGAGGAAGGCCAGGUCGUCACGAAGAAGUUCCGCGGCCUGGAGCGCCAGAGCGGCAUCCAAGGAAUUUAUUGGAACAGGCUGAUGGCUCUUUGGCGGGUCUCUUGGCAAGAAGGGGGUAAGCGGCAGAUUCGGCAGUUCCCCAUCUCCAAGCACAUGAAGCUGGGCCUCAGCGAGGCCGGGGCCUCGGAGGCGGCCCUCGAGGAGGCCAAGGCUUUCCGCAAGGAGCUCGUGCGCCAGGGGAAGCUGAAGCCGCCGAAGCCCGUCACGGAGAAGGCCUCCGGUUCCACGGUGAGGGGCCUUGCGUACAACAAAAGCAAAGGAACCUUCCAGGUUCAAAUUACAGACCCUUCCACCAACAAGAGAGUGCACGGUGGCAUGUUCAAGGUGAAGGAGGAGGCCGAGGCCCGGGCGCGGGAGCUGGCCCAGGAGUUGGGGCUGCAGGAGGAGCUGGUGCCGGUGAAGCCGCUCUCGGAGAUCCCUCACUUCGAGCCUCUCGGGCCCGAGAAGGGCAUCAACUGGAGGACGUCAGCACAGGGCUGGCGAGCCCAGUGCACAGUUGAUGGCAAGCACCGUGAGCUGGUCGUGCAGCCCAAGGACUUCUCGGCGAAGGAGGUGGAGAAGGCCUGGAAGCAGGCGGUGGCCUGGCGCAAGCAGCAGGAGAAGGAGAAGGAGCGGGCUGCACAGUCCCGGAAGCGAUGA